Molecule: messenger RNA, 1177 nt
Organism: Panicum hallii
Lineage: Eukaryota; Viridiplantae; Streptophyta; Magnoliopsida; Poales; Poaceae
Product: actin cytoskeleton-regulatory complex protein PAN1
Exons: 7
Coding region: 87-743 (218 amino acids)
Cellular component (GO): nucleus
Source: RefSeq, a predicted model, not a curated record
GUUUGGUUCCGUUUCGGGCCGGGCUCGGGAUAACAGAGCGCAGUUAGAACGCGGCGGUGAGAGGAAAAAAAAUCAGCGGCGGAGCAAUGGCCGGGCAGGAGACGACACCGAGCUCAAAGGCAGCGGCGCCGCCGGCGACCAUCCGCCUCGUCAACUUCAUCUCCGAGGACCAGCUCGAUGAGGUGAAGCGGACGCGAGGGGAGCGGGUGGAGGACGGCACCGCGCAGCGGGACAAACCCCUCUUCCAGAUUCUUCAGGAGAACAAGGAGAAGAAGGAUGCGGAGUUCAACGAGCGCUUCAAACACAGACCUCCAAAAGCUUUGGAUGAGGAUGAGACAGAGUUUCUUGAAAAAUUGGCAUCGUCAAGGAGGGAAUAUGAACAGCAAGUGGCCAAUGAAGAAGCGGAACAACUCCGCAGUUUCCAUGAGGCUGUGGCUGCCCGAUCCAAUAUUGUUCAUGAACUUGAGACUCCUACAGUCUCUAGACCAGAGGAGAGCAGGCCUAAGCCACCUACGAAGAGGAGCCAGCCUGCACUCCUGAAAAAUGUAAUAAUUUCUGUGAAGCCGCAAGCCAAGAAAGCAAAAGUUGAUGAGGAAGCUAAGCCUGCACCCGAGGAGCAGUGGCCUUCGAAUGGUCACGACGCGGACCAAAAGCCACCAUCGGAUGCCACCAAGGCCACGCUGGGCUCUCUGGUGGCUUAUGAUGACGACGAUGAUGACGAAAGUGGCGACGACCAAGAUUGACAACGGUUUUCUAGAAAUCAGGUAUGGAGACCGCAAGCUCAUUGGAAGAAGAGAUGCCAUGGAGGAGUGGAGCAGCAGCCUGUGAGGUUUGCUUGACGAGAGGCGAAAUGGGCUUCUCAUGUUGUCCGUAUUCACAGGAAGUAUCUGCUGAAUUUUUCUUGCAUGAAGGUUUACACAGACACUUUCAUUUGAACACGAGCCGACUAAAGAACUCUGAAGCAUAGGAUCUCUGUUUUUGUAAAACGAACUCUUUACCAAGUAGUUGCAUUUAUGUGAUCAGCCAGCAUUUUCUCAUGGAUUGUUGAUUAAUUAGGUUAAGCUAGCCAAUUCAGGGGUUGAUUGCUGACCCAACCAGAUCUACCAGAUCGGAACUUGGAACAUGUAGCAAGAGCAGUUAUCACGCAAUGAGUCAGUGACGCCCCAAGGUGACACUA